This is a messenger RNA of Anopheles funestus (African malaria mosquito), 1751 nucleotides long. RefSeq names its product RING finger protein 141-like. The record is from RefSeq and is a predicted model, not a curated record. The transcript has 4 exons. Lineage: Eukaryota; Metazoa; Arthropoda; Insecta; Diptera; Culicidae. Gene Ontology annotation, molecular function: ubiquitin-protein transferase activity. Bases 235 to 1194 code for a protein of 319 amino acids. Gene Ontology annotation, biological process: protein autoubiquitination.
UUCGCUUUUUGUAAUGAUUUAUUACUCUACAGUAAAAUACGGUCACUAAAAACUAUUAUCUUUAAUCAAUAGUUAAACCUGCUCUAAAAAGUAGCUCACCACUGUUUUAGCAUCCUGUUCACAAUCAACCAACAACUGUCAAGUAAUGUAAUCGUAUUACAAAUAAUGUAAUCUUACCUCUAAUCGUAUCUAUAACCGGCAAACCUAGUAUUAAACACAAACCACGAGUCAGAAAUGGGUAGCCAAGCUUCCAGCAUUUCACAGAAAAUUUUACCGGCCGAUGCUGUCGAUUCACUGCAGUUUGAGUUCAAGAAACAGGUACACAUCUUCUCCGAGAUCAAUAAUCUCGCAUACGAAGACUUUCAAAAAUGUCUCGCUGAUUUAAACCGACUCUCCCGGAAAUGUCUCGAUCCAAACGGGAAGCAGUUGGUGUUCGCCGUGAAGAAAGGUUCUGAUAACUCCAUCCUCUGGAAGCGUACCGUGCGCAUCGCUUGCGUUAAAAUUGAUCCAGAAACGAAGAAGAUCGACUGCUUCAAGCUGCUGACGCUGCAACAGUUUCUGCAGGUAUUUCGAACAUUCCAAACGAAUCUGCAUGCGAUGGUUACGGUCGAGAGCCAGCGAAUACACAGUCCUGGGGCAAGCCCGUCCAAAUCGAGCAGCGGAAGUGCGUCCGGUCCGGACACACCGUCCAACGCGAGUGUCACUGAACUUUCGCCCAAGAACGACACAGCAGAUCAGCAGCCCGGUCCAAGCACGACCGAGACUAAGCAACCGGAACACUCCUCUGUCCGACUGUCCACUUCCUCCUCGUCGUCAUCGUCGGCAAACGUGUCGAGUGCGUUCGUGUUUCCGGAGUGUACGACCGCAUCGAUUCUGAUGGCGCAGGUCGAUUCGAUUACGGACGGUGAUCAUAACGAGUGCUGCAUCUGUCUGGAGCGUAAACCGGAAGUGUCGCUACCCUGCGCACACAGCUACUGUGUGCCGUGCAUCGAGCAAUGGAACAUCCACCAGAAAACGUGCCCAAUCUGUGACGAGUUGCUGGCCAGCACCGACGAUACAUGGGUUCUGUCGGAAAUGCCCGAAGCGGACGAAGUUAGCGAGGAGAUUUGUGCCACUCUGCUGAAGCUUUCAAACGAGGCAAACGGAAGCGACGAAAAUGAUAAGAAUUGGUUGCGGCGAAUGUUAGAUUUGUGAUUUGCUUGCCGAGUAAUCCACAAGAUGGAAUGACACAAUUAUGUUUUGACUUUUUUAACACUUGAUUAUUAGAUACAGAGCUGAACAUAAAAUGCUCGCUGUGCGUUAUAUGUGAUAGGUUUCACCCUUUUUUCUUUUUGACAAUCGAUUUGAAGUUUUUAUAAUAACUGUGUUUUAGGAAUACGGCAAAUGCCGUCAUACUCCAAAUUCAAGAAAUAUUUUACGUUGCUAACAAUGUGCGCUGCUUCCGAGCCAAACUAAACCACGGUGUGCAACAAGUAGGGAUGGUAUUUUCGUUUCUUCAAGAUUCGGAUAAAUCGCGUUAAUAUUUGAUAAAGCUGAUAGUUUCGUUGGAUAGUGACGGGGACACCUCGUCCGUUAAGUCUCGACCUCUUCAUUGUUUGCGUUUCUACCAGUGGCAAAUCAAGCCCCUUCAAGGCUCUAGGCGGAAUAGCUAUUGGAGAGCCCCCUAUCAAUACAAGUAGCUUUGAAGCAAACGUUUUGUUUUUGAACCAUAUACGAAAUACACUACAUUUUGGCAGAAAUUGUCCUAUCAA